AUGUCUGAGUCCAAAGGUCCCACUUUGAAGCUCAAGUUCGGCAAGAAGCCUGCAACACCGCAGCCACCCCCAGAGCCUGCGCCCGCCGAACCAUCGUCACAACCCAAGCUCACGCUGAAGAUCGGUCGCAAGAACCAACCCCCACCCGAUGGCUCUGAGGAGAAAGCAAAGAAGAAAAAAGCACCAUCGAAAAAGCGUCCUGCCGACAAUGCUACAGUACCAGAAACCGCAGCAGCGCCGCCGGGCCCCAAGCGACUUAAACUGAACACUUCCAAGCUGAAGUCGAUCCGCAUCAAAAACAAAGGCCAUGUACCUAACCGACCAGUCGGCGUUGGCUAUGACUCUGAAGCUUCAGAUACGGAAAUUGACCCUGCAAUCGAGGAGCAGUUCAUUUUACGGAUGCUGCCGGGCGAAGAUUGCGAAUAUCUACGAAAAGCCAUUGAGGAGAGAAAAUUUGACAAAUCCGAGUUUUCAUUCAAACCGCUCACUCGUGAAGGACGACGCGCGAUUCUGAAGAUUCGAAACAAACAAUAUGCUUGUUGUCUUGUCGACCUUCCCUGCAUCAUCGAGGGUAUGAAGAGCUGGGACCGACGAGGCUGGUACAAGUCGGCGGAUAUUUGUCAGAUGCUGCUGGUACUUGGGACAGUAUCAAACGAUCAGGAAGCUCUGGAAUAUCCUUUACCGCCUGAGGUCGAGGCUUCUGACCCGAAGACGCUACAAUACCCUCACGGUUUGGCACCGCCCCUGCGCUGGGUUCGCAAGCGGCGUUUUCGCGACCGAGUCAGCUCACGUACAAUCGAGCAAGUGGAGAAAUCCGUCGAGGACUUGAUUGCACAGGAUGAGCAGUCUCUCUUUCCCCCUCGGUUCGAUCUGGUGGAUAGUGCAUCCUUGAACCGUGCCGAAGGCUUUGUACAGGAGGAUUACGAGGAGGACUAUGAUGAGGAGCAAGAUGCUGAGGGCGAGAUUGACGAGAUGCUGGAUGACUUUGAGGACGACCUGGCGGCAGAGAUGGAAGCUGCACUGGCAGCCGGGGACGAUGACGCCGCAGCUGCGGUUACAGAGGCAGUCCAGGCCGCGACCGCAUCAACACCAGCUGCACCCACGGACCGCGGAGGUGAUUCUUCGGGCGAUGAGAAUGAUGUCUCCGACGAGGACGAUGAUAUCCCCGAAGAUGACCUUGACGAGGAACAGCUGGAGCAACAACGCCAGCUUCAGCAGCACCGAGAAGAGAUUGCUGAACUUGAAGCCCUCAUCCAGACCGAGACUGCCAAUUGGCAGACAGUGCAAAACCACAUUUUACGCAACAAAAUGGGUCGCCGAAUCCAAGAGCUCAAGAAAGAUUUGGAGUUGAAGAAGGUGUCUGUUGGCUUGCCGGGCGAGAAUGACGUCUGA
Messenger RNA from Penicillium diatomitis, 1392 nucleotides. RefSeq names its product transcription initiation factor TFIID subunit 7 family protein. The record is from RefSeq and is a predicted model, not a curated record. Gene Ontology annotation, biological process: RNA polymerase II preinitiation complex assembly; transcription initiation at RNA polymerase II promoter. The transcript has a single exon. The coding region runs from base 1 to 1392 and encodes 463 amino acids. NCBI's taxonomy places the organism in Eukaryota, Fungi, Ascomycota, Eurotiomycetes, Eurotiales, Aspergillaceae. Gene Ontology annotation, molecular function: RNA polymerase II general transcription initiation factor activity. Gene Ontology annotation, cellular component: transcription factor TFIID complex.